CCCUCACUACAGGAAAUGUGCCCGUGGAGGCUGGUGGCCGCUCUCAGGUUUCUCUCUGGCGAUUCCGAAGGGGACAAUCGUUAGGUGCACAACGAUUGUCCCGAGUUCUUUUUUCAACUUGUUAUUUCGUAUUUCGUAUUUAACUCACUUUUGAAAUUGGCCAUAUCGAACCUGAAAGGGAUCGAGUGCCAUUAAACACUAAGAAGAAGAAGAAGGUUUCUCUCUGCCAUGAAACUCGAUGACCCCGAGACGAUCGAGCAAAAAAUACUUGCUCUAGCGCGAACUAGACCGAAAGGCAUCUCCGACAAAGAUCUGGCUGUUGAGAUGCCGGACUUGCAGCCGAUUCAACGAGCUCAGAUCAUAAACAAGCUACUGUCACAGGGGUACUUUGAGCUCUUCAAGCAAGGGGACUCAUUGUCCUAUCAGUUAAAGGAUCCUCAAAAAGUAGCUAAAGGCGCCGAUAAUGAAGAGAAGAUCGUGUACAAGAUCAUUGAGGAGGCUGGGAACAAGGGAAUAUGGACACGAGACAUCAGAUUCAAGUCGAACUUGAUGCACACGCAAUUGCAGAAGAUUCUGAAGAGCCUCGAGACGAAAAAGUUCAUCAAGGUCGUUAAAUCUGUAGCAGCGAGUAAGAAAAAGGUGUACAUGCUGUACAACUUGCAACCGGACGAAUCCGUAACGGGUGGCGCGUGGUACCAGGACCAGGACUUUGAGACGGAGUUCGUCGAUAUAUUGAAUCAGCAGUGUUAUCGAUUUCUCGAGCAAAAGAGGGAGAAGAUGAAGAGCUGCGAAGCAGGCCCCAUCGCCGCGAGGAACAUGACGUACGCGUCGUCCAAGGAAGUAUGGAAGUUCAUCUCGGAUUUAGGAAUAAGCAAGGUAAAAUUAUCCGUAGACGAUAUGGAGAUGAUCUUAAACACCCUGGUUUACGACGGGAAGAUUGAAAGAGUACCCUCAGCGGAUGGAAACAAUCUAUACAGGGCGAUUCAGCCUUUGCUCAGUUCACCCGGAUUGAUCAGGACUCCGUGCGUCAUAUGUCCGGUGAGAUCGCAGUGUUUCGAAGAUGGCCCCAUCACGCCUAUCAAGUGCCAGUACAUCCGAGAAUGGCUAUAAUAGAUACACUCGAAAUUUAGAUAGUAAUUUACGCAAAUAUUUCAUUUUACCUUCUCUUCUUUCCGUUUGGAUAGAUAAGAGACUGGUACGAAAAAAAUACCUGAAUUUAGGAAAUUGGUACAUAUGCUAUACUUUAUUUGUAUAUAGUGUAUUAUGGUUAAAAAAUUAUAUAUUACGUAUAUAAUAGA
Messenger RNA from Ooceraea biroi (clonal raider ant), 1298 nucleotides. RefSeq names its product DNA-directed RNA polymerase III subunit RPC6. NCBI's taxonomy places the organism in Eukaryota, Metazoa, Arthropoda, Insecta, Hymenoptera, Formicidae. The record is from RefSeq and is a predicted model, not a curated record. Gene Ontology annotation, cellular component: RNA polymerase III complex. Gene Ontology annotation, biological process: transcription by RNA polymerase III.